This is a messenger RNA of Ectocarpus sp. CCAP 1310/34, 204 nucleotides long. The record is from the annotation of a GenBank genome assembly. NCBI's taxonomy places the organism in Eukaryota, Phaeophyceae, Ectocarpales, Ectocarpaceae.
AUGCGGGCGUUAAACCACCGAAACGUUGUAAGCAUCUACGGCUUCUACGAGGAUGACCCCAAGUGUUUCUACUUCGCUCUCGAGCUCAUGAAGGGCGGAGAGCUGCUGGACCGCAUCGUCCAGAAGGUAUGUAUCGUUUUUUUUCAUCGUGACGCAUCCAGAAUGGUGUACCGCAAGGUAUAUUCGGACCGACGUCCACAAUAA